GAGGAAAGAGCAAAAAUAGAUGAGAGAGAGAGGGUGAGAGAUGGAAUGAGCGAGCGAGUGAAAUGACUGCACACUUCUUGAGCGCGAGAGAGAGGCACUCGUCCGUCCUCCUCGUGCGGAGCUGAGUGGGAUCUAAUCCGAGGAUUCCCUUCUCCGAGCGCUGGAGACUGCUGUGCGCCGCGGCGUGGGGGGAGCGCAGCGAGGAGGAGGAGGAGGAGGAGGAGGAAGAGGAGGAUGUGAAUAGAGACGGAGCCAGGGCUGCUGGCGUGAUACUUUACGCGAGGCAGGGGAAGUGCUGCUGUUACUCAGCCUCAGCUGCGGUGCCGUGCAUACCUCACUGAGUCGCACUUGCAGAAGCGCUCUCUCUCUCUCUCUCUCUAACUGCACCAAUCAAGGCUGGCUGAGAGCAGCAGGAGCGCCGCUGUCUGGAGCUGCUGUGAAAUCGGGCGCUUUGGGGGACGUCUGGAGGAAGCCGGCGCCGGAGGAAGUGAGCCGUUCCUGGGGAGGGAGGAUCCUGGGCUGGGCGGCAGCGCCGGGCGCUGACUGAGUCCUGGAGAGAGAAGAAUCUGAGCUGGGAAAGAGAAAAACAUCUACAGUGUUGCGAGGAACAUUUGGCCUAACAUUUGGUCCAUCCUAAGAGAGGAUGAAGCCCUCUUACCAACUGCCCCCAUAGCAGCACUCGUAACUACUUCCUCAGUUGCUCGGAGACGCUUUUGAAUAGUGAACCCUCCCUUCCUGUCCAGGAAACUGCUUUCCUUACAGCCACCUCUGCUGAAGACUGAAGUGUUCUGGGUCAGGGCUGGAAGAGGGGUGAAGAGCCUGUGGUCGACGUGUCGCUGAGUGCAGCGACAUGGAGGACCGCGAGUGCUAACACAGACAGCAAUAACAGAGCUACCGCUACCUGGAGCUACCGCUAACAAAAGCCACCGCUAACAGAGCCACAGCUAGCAAGUAACUGGAACUAUCACUAACAGAGGCACCACUAACAGGAGAACCGUGCACCUGGACUGGUCCGGGCUGCCUGUGAUUGGUCAAAUUUUAAGACCGUGCUCUGGGAUUGGUGGAGAAGACCCUGUAGCUACGGUGACCCGGCCAGAUCACUCUGAGAAGAACAGGCAGCCGGUAAGGAGCAGGGCGGGCAGGACGUCCCGGGUGGGGGCGGUCGAGAGGACGCGAGGGCGGGCGUUGAGCAUGAUGGAGACACUCCAGCUCCCCGCCCUCCAAGUCCACGGGGACUGCUCCACCGUAGGGGCGGGGAUGGUGGGCGGGGCCGAGGAAGCGGGGGCGGCGUCUAACGACCACACCCCCUCCCUGCGGCGCAAGCGCUUCAAGAUGCGGCGCAUGAAGAACGUGGCGAGCGAGCGGGAGGGGCCCGAGGGGGGCGGGACCCUGCGGCGGGCGGGGUCCGGUCCAGGCUCCGCCCCUUGCUCCACCUCCAAGGAGUACCUGCAGCUUCCCUCCAUCGAGAUCACGCCGUCCAGUGACGAGGACGCCCCCUGGUCCAACUGCUCCACCCCCAGCGCCUCCCCUCGCCGCAAGCGCUGCCUACUGAAGAAGUGGCUCCGGGUUCGAGAGAAGAAGGACGGCAGUGAGAGCAGCAGCCAGCAGAGCAGUCUGCAGAGCAGCCAUGAGGAAGACUCCACCCGCUUCCUGACUCCGUACAUCCGCGAGGAGAGGGCAGACAGUGGAGUGGACCGGCUGAGCACUGCCAGUAACUCGAACCGGAGCACGCCCGCUUGCUCGCCCGUCCUUCGCAAACGCUCGCGCUCGCCGACGCCCCAGAACCUGGAGGGCGAGACCAUGGUGGAGAAGGGCUCGGACCACUCCUCUGACAAGUCCCCCUCGACCCCGGAGCAGGUCGUCCAGCGCACCUACAGCCAAUCGGUGCACUCCGCGCGCAGCGGCGGCAAGAACUCAAAAAAAAGCCAGAGCUGGUAUAACCAUGAAAGACAGUACCUCCUGAGAGUCUUGAGUCCCACGUAUAAACAGCGCAAUGAGGACUUCAGGAAGCUCUUCAAGCAGCUGCCCGACUCAGAGCGCCUCAUCGUGGACUACUCCUGCGCUCUGCAAAGGGACAUCCUCCUGCAGGGACGACUCUACCUCUCAGAAAACUGGAUCUGUUUCUAUAGCAACAUCUUCCGUUGGGAAACGCUGCUGACCGUGCGGCUGAAGGACAUCUGCUCCAUGACGAAGGAGAAGACAGCCCGUCUCAUCCCCAAUGCCAUCCAGCUUUGCACUGACAAUGAGAAGCACUUUUUUACCUCGUUUGGGGCCCGGGACAGGACUUACAUGAUGAUGUUCAGGCUCUGGCAGAAUGCUCUGCUCGACAAGCCCUUGUGUCCCAAGGAGCUGUGGCACUUUGUCCACCAGUGCUACGGGAACGAGCUGGGCCUGACCAGCGACGACGAGGACUACGUGCCGCCGGACGACGAUUUCAACACCAUGGGGUACUGCGAGGAGAUCCCGGCCGAGGAGAUCGAGGUCAACGACAACUCCUCCAAGAGCGUGGCCGAGGCCAAGCCCGACGCCAGCCCGCUGCCCGCCAAGAAGGCCUUCGGCGGCAGCAACAACAACAACGCGCUCACCCCCACCGGGAGCGGCGAGGCGCCCGUCUCCUUUGAGCUGCCCCCAGUGGAGGAGUUCAGCAGCUGCCUUCCGGGGGACGACAUCCUGCCCAUCCCGCUGCCUGACAACAGGAGCCGUGAGCUGAGCAUCCCCGUGCCCGUUCCCUCGCCCUCGCUCGACUUCAACGACAACGAGGACCUGCCCACCGAGCUCAGCGACUCGUCCGAGACGCACGACGAGGCAGGAGAGGUGCAGGCCUUCCAGGAGGACCUGAACGGGAAGCAGUACAUCAACGAGGUGUACAAGUUCAGCGUGGACAAGCUGUACGACAUCCUCUUCACCGAGUCCCAGUUCAUGAGGGACUUCCUGGAGCAGAGGAGAUUCUCGGAUGUGGUGUAUCACCCCUGGAGGAAGGAGGAGGCGGGGAACCAGAUGCGUGAGAUCAUGUACACCAUCUCCCUCACCAACCCACUGGCCCCCAAGACUGCCACGGUCACAGAGACGCAGACUCUGUACAAAGCCAGUCAAGAGAGUGAGUGCUACAUCAUUGACGCAGAGGUGAUCGCGCACGACGUCCCCUACCACGACUACUUCUACACCCUCAACCGCUACAUGCUGACACGGGUGGCCAAGAACAAGUGCCGAUUGAGAGUCUCCACUGAGCUGCGUUACAGGAAGCAGCCCUGGGGUCUGGUUAAAGGCUUCAUCGAGAGAAACUUCUGGAGCGGACUGGAUGAGUACUUCAGGCAUCUAGAGCUGGAGCUGAGUAAAGCGGAGGCGGCGGCUACGGAACCGCACCGGCAGUCGCCGAAGGCCAAGGCGCUGAGGACGGCGACGGCGAGGCGCAGGAAGCGGCCGCACGUUCACCUCCGAGCCCAACACCUGGACGAGGCCCUGAGCACCGUCACCACGCCCGAGGAAGAGGAGGUCAUCCACCGCAUCAAACACGUGGCAGGUUCCACGCAGACCAGACACAUCCCUGAGCACGUCCCCGGCGGCUUCGCCCUGUACAGCGUUUCCAAGCUCCUCCUCAUCAUCAGCUUUGUGAUUUGUAUAAGCCUGGUUUUGCUGGUCUUCCUCAACAUAAUGCUCUUCUAUAAGCUGUGGAUGCUGGAGUACACCACCCAGAGCCUCACCACCUGGCAGGGCCUACGACCCCACGAGAGCAGGCUGCCGCAGACGCAGACGGAGUGGGCGCAGAUCCUGGAGUCGCAGCAGCGUUACCACGACGACGAGCUGCAGAAGUGGAGGGCCAUCAUCAAGUCCUCGGUCCUGCUGCUGGAUCAGAUGAAAGACUCUCUGUUGAACCUCCAAAAGGGCAUCGGCUUGAGGGACUACAGCUCAGAAACAGAGGAAAAAAGGAACCGCUAUCACUGACAAAAAGCAAAGCCCAUGGCCAAGAGGGGAACGGCGUGCAAUAUGACAAUACUGACACGGACACGUGUGCAAAUGAGGGACGACCAAUGGGAUAGCGGGGAUUCUGCUGCUGCCGUCACCCACCAGACCACCGGCAGGAAGUGCCAUCACCCUAAACAGGAAGUGGGGCGCUGUCACCGUUGAGGCAUUACGAGGAAGACGGCAGUGCUUCACCUCGGCGUAAAAUCCUAUCUUUUUUUUCCCUCUCUGUUCUAGAAUGUCAUACCGUAAGUUUUAAUUGCGUACAAAGAAAACUAAAAAAAAGGAGUCCAAUCAUCAGUGACCAUGACAACGACAAAGAAAAAAAAAGAAACAAAAGCAUGCAAUUAAAAAAAAAAAAUCUUUUAAAUGAGGAUUUGUAUUUGGAUUCCUGCUCGCUCUGUCUCGGAAGAAUGACGUCGAAAACAGACAAGGGCAGGGUUUAUUUCUUCCCCACAGUUCUAGCACUCCCUUGACUGUUCCCAGAUAGACCGUCCCCCUAGUCACGAGCUGCAGUAUCCCUUACCUCCAGUGUUGACUCUGGGACCAGGUUAACUCAUUGAGCAUCAAACUGUAUGCACAUGCACUGAGCUUAAGUUCUAAGACAUGAGUCACAGAGAUAUAUAUAUAUAUACGUAGUUAUGUGUAGUUAUAAUUUUUCUAUUGGAAUUGAUCUUUGCUGACAGGGCUCUUGUUUUGUUGCCAUGUCCACAUGGAGAGUCGGGGGCUGGUUUCCCCGAUAGCUAUGUGCCAUGGCGCUGUGUUCAUUUAAUCAUGAUAUAUGGUUACACCUUUUUUUUCCCUGACGUGAGGUUUGUCCCUAGUAUUUAAUUGGAGAAUAAUUGUUGGACAGGACCGUCUGUCUCAGCGACAGUUGGGACUGUAUACUGGAAAGUGCUGACAAAACCAGGAGGGGGAAUGUGAGGAAGAUUUUGUUUUCUUACUUAGGUUUGAGUUGAAGAAAUGCCGACUUUACCAGCAAUAAAGUGUCUACUUUUUGUCAGCUGCUGUAAGCUGGGAGCUUUGCAAAGAGCCUUCCCCAUGAAUCAUGAAAGCUACAAUUGCGUGGGCUUCCCCCUAAAAAUUUGAAGCUCCCUCCACAGUAUUGUGAAGCUAGAGAAGCUGUCGGAAUGUGGUGAAGCUGUCAGAAUGUUUUGUUAGGAGUGUUCAAACUAUGCAUCGGUAAAACAGACCCAACAGCGUCAUUGUUCACUGAUACUGUUGCCUUGCAUCAUGGGACAAUGAAUGGGGACUGAUGAUAUGAAAACGCACCCUGUCUUUGAGAUGAGAUGUCUCUUCUCCAUCCGCUGACUAUUUUCAUUCUCAUCCCCUAUUUUGAGCGGGUAACUCACCUAGUGUUAAAGGGCCAGGUCUUUCAAAAAAAAAGUUCAGUGGCACAAUCUGUUUAUUUGUGACUUGUUCAGUUUCUUUUACUAAGUUUUGGGGUGUUGUUACCCAAAUAAUUUUGUCCUACUUUAAGUAUUGCAGUCUUAAUCCAUGUAAUUGUAACUACCUACUCUUAACCUAUUCGGCCAUUGUUUUUUUGUUUUUUUUAUAUUCGUGAAAAAGUGUCACUGCAUUUGCAAGUUAUAAAUCAGUUCCUAAGCAGAAUGUACUCUUAACUUGGAGUACUGCAUGGUCCUGAGUGAGGUCUGCACAUAAUUGUGAGUAAGGACCUAUUUUUGAAGUAUUCUUUGUUUGAAGAGACAAUAUGAAUCUGUUUGAUCAGUAUAAUGCCACAGAGAAAGGUGCUACAUACAUCAGUGUAAAAACUUCAUGUGAGUGAAAACAAGGAUGAAGUGUGUAAUAGUUCUUUAUGUGUGAAAAUGUGGUCACAGAACUUUUUGCCAGCAUUUUAUAUAGGUCUUGCUGAAAGGUCAACAGGGGGCAUUAUUGAGUCCAGACUAAAAUUUCAGUUUUAAGAGUUGGCCGUUUUGGCGGAAGUUCCUCCAAAAUGUGUAAAUUCUCUGCAAUAUCAGAAACUGACUGAUAACCAGGGAGAUGGGGGAUGGGGUGUGGGAUGAGGCAAAUUUUUUUAUUUAUUUUUAUUUUUUUUUAAAGGGAUGCUGCAGCUGGACAAUGUGGGGCAACUGUUACUCAGAGAAUGUUUGAUUACAAAACUGUGAAUAGCUCUAUUGAAAUGACUUUUAAGUUGGAAAAGAAUAUAUGAAGUAUACACAUAUAAGAGAUGCAGAUAUUUAUUGAUGAUCUAUGUACAGCGUAUUAAAAAAAUAAAUUAACGGAGCCCAAGGAAUGUUGAAGAAUUAAUGGGUGAAAGAACAUGCUUCUUCGGCUACAUCCUCAGACUUGUCCGUCACGCCGUGUCUUUUUAAUUGCAUCAUGGGAAACGUAGUAUGUUUGUUUGUUUUGCUUGACUCCAUAGCCCGAGCAUGUUAGACGUAACAGCCAAACUGCCUUUUGUCGUGCUCAGUUUAGCCAUAUCCUGCCAUGUCCUGGCUACAGCUCACAGCCAACCAGCCAAUGCGCAAUCCUGCAAUCUGGCAAUACUGCGAAAGUACUGCACUGCGCCCACACUUCAUUUCAUCAAAACAACAGUGAGGUUUUGCCCCUUCAGUCUGAAUGUCUGUAAGCAGCUAACAUUAACAACCUCGAACUCUGAGACCACAUGCCACAUUCCAGGUAAUGUGACCUCAUCUCUGUUUAAAUACACAGUUAUGCUUUUCAGUCUCCUCACUGUUAUUGCUUACAGUGAAGCUCAUUGCUCAUAAUUCAGCAUCUUCUCUCUUCACUGUCGAGACCUACACAUCGUAUAUCACUUGACUGUUCCUGUGGUAGUAUACUGCCCUGUCUGAACACCUUGCACACCCAGAGGUGGCCAGAGAGUAGAAGUCCUGCCACGUGUUUCUUCCACCCAUGAACUCAGCCAGCUGAUUUCACUAAUUAGUUCUACCUCCUAGCUGAAGAAUUAUGCUAAUUAGCAAAUCCAGGUGAUUGGAACGAAAUACUGAGGAGGACCUUUACUUUCUGAGCCUGGAUUUUAUGGGUCUGUAUGCACCUUGCGCUUGAAUGUUUUUACUGACUGAUUUUGCAAAUGGCCCCCGUGCCCCUCAUGCCAGUAUUCUGUGCACAGAAAAGAAAAAAUGUUCAGUGUAAAAACCAACUCUAAUAGGGUACUUUUAACUGGGUGCAUGUGGUCCCUAUUGGGCUCAUAUAAACUCUGUUUCAGCUGAUUUAACACUGAGAACUUUAGUGUGUAUACUUUUGAAAAUAAGUGUUCUUGGUGAAGUGAAGUUCACCACACUUUUGCUUAAACACUGAAGAAACACACAUGGCAUGUGGACAUGUUGAAAGCUGCACAAUGACAGUAUUGUGAAGUGUGUUAACCAUCGUUUGCAUAAUAAUCAGUUUGUGGUAUCAUUCAAUGCACACAGCAGUUACAAUAGUGUUUCAGUGCAGAGGGGGUAUAUGAGAAACUAUAGUCAUGUGUAGUGUUCAUGUGCUGGCUCUCUAAGAGCCUCCAAUUCCCAUCAUGCAUUGCAUUAAAUGUAAAAACCCAUCUCAUGAACCAAUUUAAUAUGACCAGAUGGAAUAUGCAGUCUCACACACACUUGAUAUGCAUAUACUGCCCAUUAUCUCUGCUUUCCUGGCCCCGUCUCAAAGCUUUACUGCAUUUUAUAAAACUGGAAAGUGGUGAGAAAGAUAGCAGAGUAAUAAUGUUGAUAAUGAAGCUUAAGAAAGCUCAGAAAUGUAGCUCAUUGCAUCGCCAUAACUGAAUCAUCAUAUAUUGCUGUUUGUGUGUCAUCUAUUUGCAUUUUUACUGUCCCUCACAGAUGCACCAUUAGCAUGAAUACGCUUUUCCCAUACAGUUACUAUAACUACCAUCUCCUCCAUUUCCUUCAAUACUGUUACAGGUGCUGCUUGUGUUUAAACGUUUUUGAAAGUUCAACACUGUCUACCCCCACAUGCUGAUUCUGUGUGAAACCCAGUCUAUUUUUGUAUUCAUUUCAAUAUCUGUGAAUGUCAAGGGAACAAUAUGUUGUGUACUGUGUGAAGCCACCCGGGGAUCUGUCUGUCAGUACUGCACUUCUGUGGAUAACACAGUCUGUUGAUUUCUGAUAUAUUUGGACAUAUAUUAUAUUUGUUUUUGGCCAAAGGUAUUAUGUUGUGUACGGUGGAGCACCUGCAGGAGCAAUGUCAAUGACUGUGAGAUUUGGAAAGGGAUAACGUGCCCUUUUACUGAAUAUUUACUUUAACAAUAUGAAUCCAGGGUUUUGAUUGGCUGUGAUGGAAAUGUUUCUGUUUUAUAGAAAUUAUGACUUCUGUAAUGUGGCAAGCUCAAUACAUGCAAACAUAAUGACACAUUAUUGUGAUUGAUUGAUUUAUAAAAGGUUAAUCCAAUCUGUUUGCAAACUGUCACUAUGAUUCAGGCUAUAACUUGGAAUGUAAAAUGUGAGCUAGUUUGUUACAUUUGAGAGGAUUUUGCUCUUCAGCAAUGAUAUUGCUAUGGGGGAAAUGUGAUCAUUGAUCUAUAAAACCAACCACAUUGGAAGAGUAUCCUAGCCUAGCCUCCUAGUCAGUUUUACAUUAUCAGCUAGAGAAGUGACAAACACUUUGUAUGUUGUUCGGUCUCAUGACCAAACUGACAUACAUUAGAUCGAGUCUCUGCAUGCCAGUUUUAAAUAACUGAAGAUGACACUCCAUCCAUUUCUGCCCAAACCUGACCAAUCAGGAUUCUGGAAAUUUUGAAUGAUGUAAUAGAUUUUAUGCUAAUCAGAGAAUGAAUAAAAAAGUCAGUCAGCUUGUCUCAAUGUUUAAGAAAAAGGUAAAGAGUCUGAAUGUUAAAGCAAACAAAGCAUUAUUAUCAUUUUUUAAAGUAUGUUUUUUCAAAAGCAACUAUAAACCAUGAAAUUGAACACUCAAACCAACCAACUCAAACUGUUUAUGUUGUUCAAACCAAAUAAAUCAAUUGUCACAAUAAUGCAGAUUAUACAAAAUGAAGGCUGUGUUCAGUAAGAUGUUAUUCAUAAUGCAUUUGCCAUUUCCGUGCAUAUGCCAUGCUAAACCUCUGAUUGGUGGGAGAGAGAGCAGCGUGUAUCUAUGGUAACCCGUUAAUUGUUGGCACUGCCUUUUAUGGAAAGCACCUCUAGUUUCACAUCCGUCCAGACUCCAUAUACGGAAACCAGGGGAAUGUGGUACACCCAACCUCACACACACACACACACAAGAACGGAAAAAAUAUCUUGUCAACAAAAUAUCAACAACAAAAAGAAACUCAAAAAUGUUCUUCAAGAGUGUCGUGGCAUUAUCUAACUGAUGUA
Messenger RNA from Anguilla anguilla (European eel), 9239 nucleotides. RefSeq names its product GRAM domain containing 1Ba (gene gramd1ba). The record is from RefSeq and is a predicted model, not a curated record. The transcript is spliced from 24 exons. Gene Ontology annotation, molecular function: sterol transfer activity; sterol binding. NCBI's taxonomy places the organism in Eukaryota, Metazoa, Chordata, Actinopteri, Anguilliformes, Anguillidae. Gene Ontology annotation, cellular component: endoplasmic reticulum-plasma membrane contact site; plasma membrane; endoplasmic reticulum membrane. Gene Ontology annotation, biological process: intracellular sterol transport. Bases 1192 to 3942 code for a protein of 916 amino acids.